Acytostelium subglobosum LB1 is the source of this 2028-nucleotide messenger RNA. RefSeq lists its product as hypothetical. The record is from RefSeq and is a predicted model, not a curated record. The transcript has a single exon. Lineage: Eukaryota; Evosea; Eumycetozoa; Acytosteliales; Acytosteliaceae. Bases 1 to 2028 code for a protein of 675 amino acids.
AUGUUUGCAGAGUUGUACAACAAGAGACCUAUCAAACUCAAUGUCACUCCAAGUGUCGUUAAACUACCACCAUCAAUCAAGUCCACAGCCCCAGCACACGUCACAGAGUUGUACCACAAGUCCUCGAGGUAUCUGCCCACUCUCUCACCAUCACUCACCUGCUUGACACUGGGCUACGAAUUCAAAAGGAAACUGGAACCAUCACAACUACCUCCAUCACUCACCAAGCUGUCACUUCACAACCGAUUUGACAUGGAACUGCAACCAGGCGUCCUACCUUCAGGACUCAUAAAGUUGGAUCUUGCCUCAUUCAAUUCCAUGACGAAACAAUUGAUCACGCCCAAUCUGCUACCCUCAUCACUCAGAUCGCUAAAGCUUGACCGUCUCUUUGAGCAAGAACUGCUGCCUGGACUACUUCCCCAGUCACUCACCAAGCUAAAGAUGUCCUUCAACUCUAAGCAACAGAUCCAACCUCGUUCACUGCCGCAAUCAAUCACAUCACUCACGAUAGAGAAUGAUUUCAAACAAGAGUUUGACAUUGGAGUGCUACCAAGCAGUCUGAUCACAUUGAGCUUGAAAGGAGGAUACGCUCAUGAGUUCCAUCCUGGAGUAUUGCCAAACCAUCUCGAGAGCCUAAUAAUGCGCAACAAAUUUGAUCGACCGUUCAAAGUUGGUGCUCUGCCCCAAUCCCUCACAGUGCUUUCCUUUGAACAUUCAUGGUACAACCAACCGUUUGGACCAGGUGUGCUACCAGCUCGUCUCAAGACGUUGCACUUCAAUCAGGGUUUCAAACAACCUUUGCUGCCUGGUCAUCUACCCUCGUCAUUACAAACGCUAUAUCUUGGCGAGGAUUACAAGCACCCAUUGCCAAUUGGCACUCUCCCCUCGUCGCUCACCAUGUUGGAGAUUGGUAGAAGGUUUGAUCAGGCAUUAGAGCAUGGUUCACUACCCAGCUCAUUGGUCAAGUUGAUCAUCGGAGGCGAGUCUGAUCGAUACCUUGUCGUUGGAUCUCUGCCCAACUCCCUCAAGAUCCUGACCUUUAGACAAGAGUUUAAUCAACCUAUCCCCGUUGGAUUCAUUCCAGACUCCUUGGAGACGUUGAUAUUCAAGGGAGACUACUCUAGAUCAUUCAACCAGAGUAUCAUCCCAGGCAGUCUCCCAUCAUCAAUCUUGUCACUGGAGUUUAAUGAUCAAUUUAAUCGACUGAUCAAUCCUGGUCAGCUGCCCUCGUCGUUGACCUCCUUGAAGUUUGGACGAACAUUCAAUCAAGAACUACUCGUUGACGUACUACCAACCACGCUGGCAACAUUGAUCUUUGGAGAUCAUUACAACAAACGAAUAGAAAACAAAGUGAUACCUCAAUCACUCACAUCACUGACCAUUGGCUCAUCGCAAAAGAACUCAAUCAAGUGUCCCAGUGUCACACACCUCAAUAUUAGCUCCUUCCCUCAACUAAAGUUGGUCAAGACUGCUCAACCAAUUCGAUCACUCUCGAUACAACAUGUGAGCACCAAUGUUAGAAAGGAGGCAUUGCCAUCGAUCAAACAUCACAUGACAUCGCUGACCCUGUCGGCAAAGACACCAGUGAUGGCAUCCAGCUCCAUCGACAGCCGUCGAGCAAAGUUCCUAAAGUCCAUCAUUCAAGCAUUCCCCAAUGUGGACACGUACGACGUUGACAACGACGAUCGUCACAAGUGGAAGGUAUUGAUACGCAAGAUUGAUCAAUGGCAUGCCAUUAUGGUACUCAAAGUUCAAAUUGAAUCGAGAUCGUACAACAAGAAACGAUUUGGAACAACAAUACAAUACUUCACAUUGGACUCGGCAGCUGGAUUGGCUACAGAAUUGGAAGAAGAGAACAAAAGAUUGAAACGAGACAACGAUCAUCUAUUACAACUAGGCAAUGAGAUCAACAAGUUGAAAGAGGAGAAUGAUCAAAUCAAAGCGCGACUUGCAGAGUUGGGUGAUGGUGGAGCAUCAACAAAGUCAAAGGUUGUGACGGAUGUCAAAAGUACAAGAAGAAGGAAAUAA